CAAAACUAACACCCCCUUGAUCAUAGAAAAAGAGACUAUCAUGGCAACAUGUGACAAUCUCUUCAUGGUCAAAAGUGUACACCUGUAAUUUUUCAAACAUAUAUUUCGGUACUAUAAAUAGUGACCUUUAACUUGGCUCAAUCUCAAACAGUCUUCGGAUUAUUCUAAAACCAUUUUUUUCCCUACCCAGAAAGUUUAAGCAAUGGCCGCGAAAAGUAAGAUUCUGUUCAUCGGGGGAACAGGAUACAUAGGAAAAUUCAUAGUGGAAGCAAGUGCCAAGGCAGGCCACCCUACUUUUGCUCUAGUUAGAAAGUCCAGUCUUUCUAGCCCUGCCAAAUCUAAUGUGAUUAACAACUUCAAGAAUCUUGGUGUCAAUUUUCUCACUGGAGAUUUGUUUGAUCAUGAGAGUUUGGUGAAGGCGAUAAAGCAAGUGGAUGUGGUGAUCUCUGCGGUUGGUCACUCUCAAUUAGGUAACCAAGACAGGAUCAUUACUGCCAUUAAAGAAGCUGGAAAUGUUAAGAGAUUUUUCCCGUCCGAAUUUGGAAAUGAUGUUGAUAGGGUGCAUGCUGUUGAACCAGUAAAAUCAGCAUAUGCUCACAAGGUUAAACUACGCAGAGUUCUUGAGGCCGGAGGAAUUCCUUACACCAUUGUGUCAAAUAAUUUUUUUGCUGGUUAUUUCCUUCCAACUUUGAACCAGAUUGGAGUUACAGCUGCUCCAAGAGAUAAAGUUGUCAUCUGGGGUGAUGGAAAUCCUAAAGCGGUGUUUAACGUGGAAAAUGAUAUUGGCACCUAUACUAUCAGAGCAGUGGAUGAUCCAAGAGCCUUGAACAAAAUCCUCUACAUUAGACCCCCAGCCAACACCAUCUCAUUCAACGAUCUUGUGUCUUUGUGGGAGAGGAAGAUUGGGAAAACCCUUGAAAAGAUUUACAUUCCCGAGGAGCAACUUUUGAAGAAUAUUCAAGAAGCUCCAUUUCCAGACAGUGUGGAAUUAGCACUUUUUCACUGUGUCUUUGUGAAGGGAGAUCACACCAACUUCAAGAUCGAACCAUCAUUUGGUGUAGAGGCUUCUGAGCUUUACCCUGAUGUCAAAUACACUACCGUGGAUGAAUACCUUGAUCAGUUUGUCUGAGUCUCCUACAUUAAUGGCGUGGAAGAAAAUAAAUGGCUGCAAUCCUUGCACUAAUUAUAUUAUUGGUCUAUAUAUUGGUCUAUAUAUGUAUCAUGUUACAUGCCAUACAGAAUGGCAUUAAUUUUGAGCAAAAGUAUUAAAUUUCUGUGAACACUUCAACCAAUGGAAGCAGAUCCAAACCUAGCUGCAUUAAACUACCUCGUCCUGACAAAGAAAAUACUGUGGUUGCCUGCCCAAAUUUCAGUGUCCUAGAGUAGCGAUGGUUGUCUUGUUUUUGCUGUUUUAGCAGAUGUUACAAGAAUGAAAUAUGCAGCCUUAGCCAUCUUCGUUAGAAAGGCAAAAUUGUGUUCUUGAUAACCAGCAAACGUCUAUUAGGAAUGCAUAUUUUUCGAGAUUACCAA
This is a messenger RNA of Populus trichocarpa (black cottonwood), 1530 nucleotides long. Its product is annotated as phenylcoumaran benzylic ether reductase POP1-like. The record is from RefSeq and is a predicted model, not a curated record. The transcript has 5 exons. Lineage: Eukaryota; Viridiplantae; Streptophyta; Magnoliopsida; Malpighiales; Salicaceae. Bases 203 to 1129 code for a protein of 308 amino acids. Gene Ontology annotation, molecular function: oxidoreductase activity.